AUGGCGCCAUUCUACUUCCACCCCAAAUGGGACCGCGAACCCACCGCUCCACACAUCCUGAGCCAGAUGAUCGAUGCCAAUCUCCGGAGGUUAGCAUGGGACGUCCAGUGGGAAAAGCCCAGCUCCUGCGUCAUGAUGAUCCACGGCCACUAUGAGCAGCCACACGAGUCGACCGACAAGGCCGUCGAGGCCCUCCUCCGCCGCAUGUGCGACGUCGGCGCCGCGUGCGAUUUCGUCGAUAUGGAGUUCACCCACUGCCCCCUGUCGGACGGGACGCUGCUCCAGGCACUGCGGUACUCGGCGCUCAAGCCGUCCCUCCGCACUCUGAGCAUGUGGGACCAUGACAUCCAGUUCGCGCGGGCCGAGGUGCUCGGCAGGGCCCUCGCCGCCUCCAAUCUCCAGCAUUUGCAGCUCCAUGUCGAGAGUGCCAUCAUCAAACAUUUAAGUAGGGCCACUCACACUGGAGGCCAUACACAGGCCUCCGAGGCGUGCGAUCGUUUCCUUGCCGCCUUCCUAGACAGGCUCACUACCACCAACCGCGUGCAUCACUUGACGUCCCUGCGAGUCGCCACCAACUCGACAGACCUCGUCGUCCGCAUAAUCGCUUCGCCUCACCUUCCCGCCCUACGCACGCUGCAGAUCUUCGAUUACACGGGUGACCGGGCGCCGAUCGCUGCAGCGAUGAAGGGCAACACGAGCCUGAUCGAUGUCCAACUCAAAGACGUGGAGGGCAGAGUCGUGCCAGGUAGUCCGGAGGCACUGAUCGAGCGGAAGACAACAGCAAACUACCGGCGCGAAAAGUGCCUGUUCCGCGCCAUCGUCCGCACGAUCGUGCAGGCUCGUGUGCUGGCGCGCAUUGCCAGAUACCCGCCGACAACGGCGGUGCGUCCACGCGUCGGACUGGCCGACAUGCCAAACGAAAUCAAGGCCAAUAUCCUCAGGUACUGCGCGCCACAAGGAACUCUCCCUCCCACCCAUGCUCAGCGUCUCUUGGAAUUUGCAGCGAAGCCGAAAGGCGUCUUCCAUGGGCACAUGAGCCGGAGGGCGAGCGAGCUAAUGGCAAACCCUACGCUUAUGUCAGACUGGUGCGGGUCGGUGUUGUACCGCUCGUAG
Messenger RNA from Vanrija pseudolonga, 1113 nucleotides. RefSeq lists its product as uncharacterized. The record is from RefSeq and is a predicted model, not a curated record. The transcript has 3 exons. NCBI's taxonomy places the organism in Eukaryota, Fungi, Basidiomycota, Tremellomycetes, Trichosporonales, Trichosporonaceae. Bases 1 to 1113 code for a protein of 370 amino acids.